Carya illinoinensis is the source of this 3204-nucleotide messenger RNA. RefSeq lists its product as uncharacterized. Lineage: Eukaryota; Viridiplantae; Streptophyta; Magnoliopsida; Fagales; Juglandaceae. Gene Ontology annotation, biological process: DNA repair; telomere maintenance. Gene Ontology annotation, molecular function: DNA helicase activity. The transcript has 2 exons. The record is from RefSeq and is a predicted model, not a curated record. The coding region runs from base 1 to 3204 and encodes 1067 amino acids.
AUGGAUCCAUCAAUUAUUGCACAGUUCAUGGAUAUUCUUCGUGUCAAUCCAUAUUGUACAUUUUUUCGUUCUCUUGGAGAUCUACCAAGUUUGGAAUAUCAAAAAAUACGCAUCAGAUUUGAUCCUGGUUUAGAUCAACGAGUAUACAAUGCUCCUACAUCAUCAGAAGUUGCAGCAAUUUGGGUUAAAGAUGACACUCUAGAGCAAGUAACACCUCGUGACAUCUUUGUUUAUAACCAUGUUGGUGGAAGUCACAUAGUUCAAUAUUAUUUUGGAUCUUAUGAUCCACUUCAAUAUCCACUGUUAUUUCCUUUUGGCGAUAUUGGAUGGCAUCAAGUGUUGAGGAGAAACAGAAAAGAUCCAUUUGUUUCAUGCCGUGAAUACUAUUGUUAUAAAUUACAAAUCAGAGAAGAUGUGAAUUCAAUUCUUCUACUGUCUGGUCGAUUGUUUCAACAAUUUGUUGUCGAUACAUAUAUUAAAAUUGAAACAUCAAGAUUAGAUUAUUUUCGCAGAAAUCAACAACAUAUUCGAUCUGAAUUGUAUCAAGGCAUUGUGGACAGUAUCAGUGUUGGAGAAACAAAUGCUUCUAGAAUUGGAAAACGCUUGAUUCUACCAUCAUCUUUUAUUGGAGGUCCAAGAGAUAUGCAAAAAAGAUACAUGGAAGCAAUGACUUUAGUUCAACGGUAUGGAAAACCAGAUAUCUUUCUAACAAUUAUAUGCAAUCCAAAUUGGAAAGAAAUCUCAGCAGAGUUGAAACCACAUGAAGAGACUCAAAAUCGUCCUGAUUUAAUAGCUCGAAUCUUCAGAGCAAAAUUAGAAGAAUUGAAGCAUCAACUAUUCAAACGAGAGAUAUUUGAAAAAGUUUCAGCGUAUGUUUAUGUCAUUGAACAUCAGAAAAGAGGACUUCCGCAUGCACAUUUUUUGAUCAUCUUACAUCGAGAUUGGAAAUUAUAUGCACCAGAAUCUUUUGAUCAGAUUGUUUCUGCAGAAUUACCUGACAAAGACAAGAAUUUGCAUCUAUAUACAGAUGUUAUAAAACAUAUGAUGCAUGGACCGUGUGGAGCCUUGAAUCCAACAAAUGUGUGCAUGAAAAAGAAUGGUCAUUGCAAGAAUAAUUAUCCAAGACAUUUCGUGCCAAACACAACCAUUGGGAAUGAUUGUUUUCCAAUAUAUAAACGAUCUGAUGAUGGAAGAACUGUGAAAAUUAGAGGUCAUGAUUUAGAUAAUCGUAGGGUUGUUCCAUACAAUUCUUAUUUGCUUGCAAUGUUUGACUGUCAUAUUAAUGUAGAAACUUGUUCUACAAUAAAGGCAGUUAAAUAUCUUUACAAAUAUAUUUACAAAGGUCAUGACCGUGUUGCCUUUAAUUUGGUUUCUGAACAACCAAAUCAACAAAUUGAUGAAAUUCAACAAUUCCAAUCAGCUCGAUGGAUUGUUCCGCCAGAAGCAAUGUGGAGAAUAUACGGAUUUAUUAUCAAUGAAGUACAUCCAGCAGUUUACAGCUUGCAUUUACAUCUUGAAAAUCAGCACCAAGUAACAUUUCCAGCACAUGAAAACUUGAACAAUGUGAUCAAUUCUGAUCUUUAUGCAAAAUCAAUGUUAACAGAAUUCUUUUCAACAAAUCGAGUUGAUGAAAAUGCCAGAAAGUUGUUGUAUAAAGAAUUUCCAGAAUUUUAUGUUUGGAGUCAACAAUACAAAAUGUGGACAGUUCGAAAGAAACAGAUUGUUAUAGGCCGAAUUGUGACAACAAAUCCUUCUGAAGGUGAAAGAUAUUAUUUGCGAAUUCUAUUAAAUCAUAUAAGAGGUCCUUUAUCAUUUGAUGACCUCAAAACAGUCAAUGGUGUUUUGGUCACUACAUUUCGUGAAGCUGCUACAAUGCAUGGUUUAUUAGAAAGAGAUGACAGUGUAGAAGAAUCUUUACAAGAAGCAUCUCUAUAUCAAAUGCCUUCUAAUUUGCGUCAGCUAUUUGCAACUAUCUUGGUCUACUGUAAUCCAACAAAUCCAAGAUAUCUUUGGGAACAUUUUGAACAAGACAUGUCAUCUGAUUUUCAAUUAACUGAAGAUUCUCAAUCAAAUGUGAGAAUGCAAGUUUUACGCUCCAUCUCCAUGACACUUGAAUCAAUGGGUAGAGACAUUAAUUCAUUCCAACUUCUUGAUCGAAACAUUCAUUUUGAUGAAGAUGAAUUUUUGUCCAGAGAGAUUGAUGAUGAACUAGCUGUUUUUAUUCCAGAAGAAGAUCUCACUGCAUCAACACUACUUAAUCGAGAGCAACAAAUUGUUUACAGUUUGGUUCUAGAAAAGAUUUUCUCAAAUCAAAGUGCUGCAUUUUUUAUAGAUGGGCCUGGCGGAACUGGAAAGACAUUUUUAUACAAGGCACUUCUUGCAACAAUAAGGUCAAGACAUUUAAUUGCUCUUGCAACUGUUUCAUCUGGUGUAGCUGCAUCAAUUCUACCUGGAGGUCGAACAACACAUUCACGAUUUAAAAUACCUCUAGACAAUAACAAAAAUUCCAUAUGCAGUGUUAGCAAACAAAGUGGACUCGCAAAACUGUUACAAAUAACAAAAUUGAUUAUAUGGGAUGAAGCUCCUAUGUCAAGAAAAGAAGCAAUAGAAGCAUUAGACAGAAUGUUGAAAGAUGUCAAUAAUUCAGAACUAUCUUUUGGUGGAAAAGUUGUUAUAUUUGGAGGAGAUUUUCGCCAAAUUUUACCUGUUGUUCCAAAAGGAACAAGACAGCAACAAAUUGACGCUAGCUUGGUUUCUUCUUAUCUAUGGCCCACAUUAAAAAAAAUUCGUCUAACUGAAAAUAUGCGCGCAAGAUUGGAUCCAGAUUUUUCAAACUAUAUAUUGGAAUUAGGCAAUGGAAUGCCACCAAUUACAAUCGAUGAACAUGUCAAAAUUCUUACAGCCAUGUUAAUUCCAUAUCAGAAUGAUACUGCUUCUUUGGAUCAAUUAUUAGAUACUGUUUUUAAUGAUAUUUCAGAAUAUUCGACAAAUAUUUCAAGCAUGAUGAACCGUGCCAUAUUGACACCGAAGAACAGUUAUGUAGAUGAGAUAAACAAUUUGUUGAUACAGAGAUUUCCAGGAGAUAUCAUCAACUAUUACAGUUUUGAUGAAACAAUUGAUGCAUCUGAACAAGCAAUCAUGGAAGAUUUCUUAAAUACAUUGACUCCAAAUGGAUUCCCUCCACAUCAACUAUUGCUCAAAUAG